AUGUCUUGGUUUCUCUGGUUUGUGACUCCAUGGUCCUCCUCAUCCUUCCCUCUGCUGCUUCUCACUGUACUGAGCAGACAAAUAGGACUGGAAGGAGUUCAGGCAUCAGUGUGUUCCCGAUGGGAAACACACACCAACAUGGGCCUCUUUCAGGGUGGUGAUGUGAUAAUAGGGGGUCUUUUUAACCUCUAUUUCAUGUCUUCAUUAACAGAGCAGGACUUCAAUAAAAAACCAUAUUAUGACAGUUGCAUUAGUUUCAGACCAUACACACUGAGAUAUAUUCAUGCUAUGGUAUUUGCGGUGGAGGAGAUAAAUCGUAACAACAGUUUGCUGCAAGGAGUGAAGCUGGGUUACCGUAUACUGAAUAGCUGUGGCCUGUACCCUUGGGCUCUGCAGGCAACUAUUCCUUUGCUCAUUGGAAUUGCUUCAACAUCAACAGCAGUAGUAGUGUCUGAAGUGUUGGCACCUCUAUCUGUUCCAAUUAUUAGCUACAGAGCAAGUUGCCCUUGUCUUAGUAACAGGCACAAAUUUCCAAGUUUUUUCAGAACAAUGCAAAAUAGCAUGUACCUAACUCAAGCCAUGGCACAACUGGCUAUACGCUUCAAAUGGGCCUGGGUUGGAGUGGUGAUAACAAACAACGAUUACGGGCAUUCCGCUUUACAGACAUUCCAAAAAGAGACUCAGGGAAAGGGGGUCUGUAUUGAUUUUGUACAGAUUGUCAACAAACAUGCAAUCAUGAAUGAUGCCAAAAAAGCAGCAAUUACAAUUGAAGCUUCAACUGCAAGGGUGAUACUGAUUUUUUGUUGGCAUACAGAUGUAAGGCAAAUACUUCUUGCACUAGCUGAGAGAAAUGUGACUGACAGACAGUUUCUGGCCAGUGGGGCCUGGAGCACUAGUAAUGAACUAAUGCAAGAUCUUGCCAUCUCUAAGUUGUCAAGUGGUGUUGUUGGUGUGGCCAUACGCAGUUCAACAAUACCUGGAUUUGAAAAUUAUCUCAGAAGUUUAAACCCAUAUAAUCAUCCAGACAAUGUGUUUAUAAGAGAAUUAUGGGAAAGAGAGUUUGGUGGGACAGAGUCUCUGGAGAAGAUGCAGGAUGUCUUUACUGACAUGUCUCAGCUAAGGGAAACAUAUAAUGUGUAUCUUGCUGUUUAUGCAGCAGCUCACGCCCUUCACAGCCUUCUCUCCUGCCCAAACAGAGACAGUCCUACGAACAACAGCUCCACCUGCUCCUCUGCAAAACACAUCAAACCCAGAGAGCUUUUACAGCACUUGAACAAAGUAAAUAUCUCCACACCACAUGGAGAAAUGUUUUACUUCCAAGGUGCUGAUAUUCCACCAAGGUUUGACAUUAUUAACUGGCAGAAAACCCCUGAUGGUUCACUCAAAUUUGUAGUGGUUGGUCAAGUGAAUGAGUUUGGUAUCCACCUAAAUGAGUCAGUUAUUCAGUGGAACACAGGAUCCAGUGAGGUUCCUGUCUCAGUGUGCAGUAAGAGCUGUCCCCCAGGUACCCGAAAGGCCAACAGGAAAGGAGAACCUGUUUGCUGCUUUGACUGUAUUCCAUGUGGAGAAGGAGAAAUUAGUAAUAUAACAGGUUCCCUCCACUGUGAACGUUGUCCAUCUGAGUUUUGGUCCAAUACUGAACGAACUGUCUGUAUACGUCGUCAGACAGACUUCCUGUCCUUUAAUGAAACACUGGGCAUUACUCUGACUACAGUCGCUGUGUCUGGUGUCAUAGUGACAACAGCUGUGUUUGUGGUUUUUCUGUACUACCGUCAAACACCUAUGGUCCGAGCCAACAACUCAGAGCUGAGUUUCCUUCUUCUUCUGUCACUGAAGCUCUGCUUCCUGUGUUCUCUGGUGUUCAUUGGUCGUCCAUCAGUCUGGUCUUGUCGGUUCCAGCAGGCAGCCUUUGGGAUCAGCUUUGUACUUUGUGUUUCCUGUCUUCUGGUGAAGACCAUGGUGGUUCUGGCAGCUUUCCGCUCGGCUCGUCCUGGUGCUGCAGCUUUGAUGAAGUGGUUUGGUCCAGGUCUACAGAGAGGAAGUGUCUGCCUGUUCACCAGUGUACAGAUCAUCAUCUGCAUCAUAUGGUUGUCUCUCAGUCCUCCAGUACCUCACCGUGACUUGGGUAUCCAAGGGUCAAAGGUCACUUUGAAGUGUACCAUGGCCUCUGUGGUGGGCUUCUCUCUGGUUCUGGGCUACAUCGGUCUGCUGGCCUGCACCUGCCUCCUCUUGGCUUUUCUUGCCAGGAAACUCCCUGACAACUUCAAUGAGGCCAAACUGAUCACUUUCAGCAUGCUGAUAUUUUGUGCUGUUUGGGUGGCCUUUGUCCCUGCUUAUGUUAGCUCUCCUGGGAAAUAUGUGGUUGCUGUUGAGAUUUUUGCAAUCCUAGCCUCUAGUUAUGGUUUAUUGUUCUGUAUCUUUGCCCCAAAAUGCUUCAUUAUUCUUUUGAGGCCUGAGAAAAACACUAAGAAACACCUGAUGGGUAGAUAA
Sphaeramia orbicularis (orbiculate cardinalfish) is the source of this 2490-nucleotide messenger RNA. RefSeq names its product extracellular calcium-sensing receptor-like. The transcript has 12 exons. Gene Ontology annotation, molecular function: G protein-coupled receptor activity. NCBI's taxonomy places the organism in Eukaryota, Metazoa, Chordata, Actinopteri, Kurtiformes, Apogonidae. The record is from RefSeq and is a predicted model, not a curated record. Gene Ontology annotation, biological process: G protein-coupled receptor signaling pathway. The coding region runs from base 1 to 2490 and encodes 829 amino acids. Gene Ontology annotation, cellular component: plasma membrane.